CUGCUGCUCGCUUGUCUGCUCCAUCGAACCUUCGCACUCGCUAUCGCCUCCAGAGGUUUCUGAUAGCUGUUGUAGCGGUUGUGCCCGUUCUGCUGCUUGUCGUACUUUCUCUGGUCGCACACGCAGUGUUGACGGAGGUGUUGCCCACCGCAGACGUUACCAGGCUUUCGCCUAGAGCUCUUGAGACCGUCGUGGAGGGACCGUAGCGUCGCUCCUUGUUUUGGUGAAGACGCGCAUGGCGGUCCCCGACGAUGUUCUCUUGGCAGUAUGGGCACCUUUCGGCGCUGCUUGUCUGCUGUGCCUCUGCGUGUCCUGGGUGUACCUGUGGCGGCUGAGCCUGCGCCGGGAGCGGGAGCCCCUGGCCCUGGCAUGUGGCACAAUCUCCCUGGCCGCCAGCCUGGCGGCAGCCGCACUUGUGCCAGCAGAUGUCUCUCUAGUGUCUGCCAUGAAAGGGGACGAUGGCACCUUCCAGCCCUGGGCAGCCAAUGAAUCCUACCGAAAGGCAUUGCAGUCGCAAGUCCAGCUUGCCUACUUCGUGCUGUAUGGACUGCUGGUGUUGCUGGCCUUCGUGGUGCUGCCCUUUGCCUACUUCUUCUCGGAGGAGAAGGACGACACCCUCGACAGGGGAGCCUGCUCGCGGGCCGUGUCGGCACUGAAGUACACAGUCCUUUUCCUGUUGGUGGCUGGUGUGCUGCUCACUAUUGGGGCAGUAAUUCCAUUGAGGCAGGCUCCUCCGAGCAACAGCACGGAGUGGGACAAGAUCCGUUUUCUGGUGGAUGAACUGGCGGCCAGCCGUGGCGAGGACUCCCUGAGAUUUCUGCUGUCACUGUUUGUGCUGGUCGGCAUGUUCCUGCUUAUCGUCUACACGGGCUUCGGGAUGUCUGCCCUGCCCCUGCGUCUGGUACUGGGCGAGCGCAGCGCCACCAUGGAGGUGGCGGACGUGAGUGAGCGGCGGCGUGCCCUUCGCACCCAGCUGGACUCGCUGGCACGACACGGAGGGGGUUCCGAUCGACAGCGCACGGUCCGCCUCGAGGAGCAGCUGCACAACCUGGACGAGCGUCAGCGUCGCCUGGAGGAGUUUCGGGGAAGCUGCUCCUACCGGCUGCGCUUCCUCAUCAGGCCUCUGCAGAUCCUGUUGGGAGUGGUGUUUGCCCUUCUGGGCUUGCUACUGUGGACGUCACUUCUGCUCUCCAAUGUGGACAAAGCAAUGCACUCGCUGGGAUUUCGAAUGGGCUACCUGUUGGACCACCCUCAGCUUCCGAAUCCGCUGGACUUGUCGCUUGUGUGGCUGCAGCGCUGGGGUGCCUCAAUUCUGGACUCUGCGCUCAUACUAGCUCUGCUGCUGUUGCUGAUUGCAUGCUCCACGUACGGAUUGCAGCGCGUCGGCAUCUGGUGCCUCUUUCUUCAGAUGUACCGCCUACGGAUGGGUCGAGCAAGGCCGCAGGGUUACUGCUUCUGCUGCAUGGCACUGGUGUUUGUGGCGCUGGCGCUCAACGUGCUGCUGCACUCGGCCUGCCCGCAGUACGCCACCUAUGGGUCACAACGUUACCAGGGUGUUAACGGCACACAGCCCUGCGAUGCGCAAGCACUUCCAGAUGAUUGUGUGAUGAGCCGCGGAAGCGCCAUGCUAGAGGGAUUCUUUUUCAAGGCCUGGAUCUUUGGCGCCGCUUUCUACUGGGCCACCUGGCUCUUCCUGGGGAGCAUGGUGGUCUCCUUCCUUGUGCUGAUGGUGCGUGGGCGGCAGUCAUCGGUGGAGGUCGACACCGAUGAAUUUGAGGACGACGAUGAAGAGCCCCUCGUUCGCGCCUGAACGAUACGACGUGCCAUUAGUCGAGGCCACUUGGCGUGCUAUCACCACGUUCUGAGUCCACCCCUGUGAGAGAUCAGUCCCUUUUCGGUGUUUGCUGUUUUCCUGUGCUCCAUCAUCUCUCAAUAACAGGCAUUCUUUACUAGUUUUGGCUAAUGAACACACAGCCAAAUAUGUGUAUAUAAUUGCAGUCAGGUAUAUUGCUUAAGGCCAACUACAACAGAGUGUCACUUUAGCUAAAUCGGUUAUAAAUGAGUAUUGUGUACUAUUGAAGCAUUCUUGGUUAAGCUGCAGGGGCUGGCAGUUGUCUAGCUUUCUUAUUAGCAGGCUUUUGAAUAGCGCAUAAGAAUGUACGUGGUGGUUAGCAAAUAGGAAGUAAAUGCCAGUACGUCGCCUUGCCCGAGAUUUUUUUCAGCACGAUGCAGGCAGCCACAAGUGCUGCCUAAUCUCACAGGUCGUGCCGAGGGACUGCGCUGGUUUUCAACGUUCUAGGUAAUGCGUCACUUCUGGCAAGUGGUAAUGGCAGUGUUUUAAAAAAAUUCUUUCAGUUUUGGUGCCAAAAAUGUAUUUUUCUUUUUUAGCUUUUUGUGAUCAUCCAUUCGUACUCGUAACGUAAAAUUUUGCAUGGCGACUGCUCCAUACCUGCACUAUCUCAAACUAAGCUUAUUGUGCGGUCCAAAGUUUUGCUGCAGUUGGCAUUAACAUAUUCUUUUAUGGGCUCAGAAAAGAGCCCACAAUGUGUGAGCCAGGCACAUGCAGGCAAACGGUCUUAAGGAGUAUGAAAAUGUUUUAGAAAAGGCCUUGGUACUUGAACUUUGUGACCCUGUCUAUAGCACAGUGGUCUCUAGUCUCACUGGCACUACAAUUGUGCAGUGAGCAAUUGCAUGCUAAGGUUGAGAAGAACCUCAUGCUGUUGCAUUGCUAAAAGCCAACUUGCGGUUUCCCACUGCUACUAAUAGUUGACAUGACCGGGAGUGUAGUGUCGUUUAUAUUCUCCUAUUAAAGCAUUGGAAUGAGUGUGUGUGUGUGUGUAUUUCAUGAGAUAAAUUUGUGUGCAAACGAGAUAGUAUUUAUAGUUUGCAGGCAGCAUCGCACAGAAGAGUGGGAAAUACUACAGCCCAUAUCUUACACUUGUGUAUUGCUGAAAAAAAACCUUUAUAGAAAUGUUUUUUUUUCUUGGUUUCUUGCAGUUUUAUUAGGUAUGCUAAAGGUUAUUGUAAGUUACUUGUACACAUUUUAAUUGAGAACCAUUGUUAUUUCAUUCGAAAUAAGGUUUAUUCUAAUAGCACAGAGGGGUCAGUUUAUGUGUGAGAGCAAGACAAUGUAUGCAGCUGACUGCCACGGUGCUUGUGAAAACGUUCCAGCAUCUUUACGAUAGCAAGCUUUUGUUGUGAAGUUCUUUUGUCAUCCACUGAUGUCAAUUUGUUGACCAAGAAGUUCUUCAUUGGUAGUGGCACCAGGAACAAUAGAAAUAGACUAGUGCUGUGCAGUUGUGAAAAUUACUGAGCCCUCUGCUUACUUUUUAUCUUUGAUGUGCUUCUCAGUCAGUCAGGCCAGAGAUAAUCAUUCAGAACUAUGUAUCAGUUACAUUGCUUUCGCGGUUUGUGAGUAAUGGAACUGUAUAUACACAAGGCUCUUCACAGAGUAUCGGUGAGGUAGGCCUAAGCAGCAACGCUGGCACAAAGGCAUUGGCAACAAUGAAAUAAGGAAUGCAUGUAGUCGAACUUCAUUAUAACAAAGUACCGCACUGACACAAAAAUACUGUCGUUAUAAGCAAUAUUAGUUACGAGUAGAUAUUCAUUGCAUGCUGAUAUCGGUGAGAAAUAUUUAAUUUGAAAAACUUCAUUGUGUUCGAUAAUUUGUUAAAUUCAUGUUCGUUAUGUAGUUGCGUCUGUAGUGGCUUUUUUCUUUUUUCUCCGAAAAAAGAUGCGGCUGUGAGCGCUUUGGCUGCCAACCACAUCUUCACUGCUUUGGUAUUCAGCAAAGUGUAAUAUAUAUACCUUGUAAAUAUAUUGCAGAUAUAUAUUUCGUAAACCUCACCCCUUAUAUAACACCCCAAAAGGUGUCUUUGAGGAAAAUAAAGUGGUGUGUUGUGAUGUGAUAUAUAAACAGGCUAAAACCCUAUAAUGUCUCACUGCAGUAUACAACUGUGUCUGUAAUUUCACGUGAUGUGGCACAUAUGGCACAUUCAUGGCACAUUUGACUGGUCUUUUCAGAGCACUCCAGCAGUGCUUCGAAAACAGCAGCAAAGCUCUAGUGUGGACGUAAGUGGGCUCCAGUAGUGUUAAUGAAGCUGGAUUAUCGCUACUAUACCCAAGUAUUCUGGUAGCACAGCUAGAGCGCUCUAAAAUGUCCAGUCGAAUGUCCAUAACUGCUGUGGAAAACCAAGAUAGCCUGUUCCUUUAGUUGCUGACAGUACCCAAAUGUGCUACGAGCGAGUCAGACUUGACAUUAGAUGUUUUUGAAACUCAAAGGAAACUGUACAUAAUAUAUACGCUGUGUGCUGACUGUACAAUUCUGCAAAAGCAGUGUUUUUAUUUUGCUUGUUCUUGCCCUUCCACACUACCUAAUGUUGGAAUGAAGUGCAAAUUAAAAUAAAGAUAAGUUUGACAUCUCCCCCUG
Dermacentor silvarum is the source of this 4429-nucleotide messenger RNA. Its product is annotated as probable lysosomal cobalamin transporter. NCBI's taxonomy places the organism in Eukaryota, Metazoa, Arthropoda, Arachnida, Ixodida, Ixodidae. Gene Ontology annotation, cellular component: vacuolar membrane. Gene Ontology annotation, biological process: protein localization to vacuole. The record is from RefSeq and is a predicted model, not a curated record.